This is a messenger RNA of Fundulus heteroclitus (mummichog), 1940 nucleotides long. RefSeq names its product 5-hydroxytryptamine receptor 3A. NCBI's taxonomy places the organism in Eukaryota, Metazoa, Chordata, Actinopteri, Cyprinodontiformes, Fundulidae. The coding region runs from base 108 to 1499 and encodes 463 amino acids. Gene Ontology annotation, cellular component: membrane; synapse; neuron projection. Gene Ontology annotation, molecular function: neurotransmitter receptor activity; extracellular ligand-gated monoatomic ion channel activity; transmembrane signaling receptor activity. Gene Ontology annotation, biological process: signal transduction; regulation of membrane potential; nervous system process. The transcript has 10 exons. The record is from RefSeq and is a predicted model, not a curated record.
AAAUUUGAUGAGGCUUUCAGUGUGCCCACCCCUUGACUAAGAUUUCUGCACUGCUGAUAUUUGAACACUUGCUGUUCACCCAUCCUGGUGCCUGGAUUUCAAAAGAAAUGUUGCUGAGAGACAUCCUUUUGCCCCUCUUCAUCAUAGUUGUAGAUGUGGAUUCCUCUGAAGUAGUGUGUAGUUAUCGGGAUGUUUUAAACUACCUGAACUUGAGCAAAGGCAAUGAGCUUUUUUCCUUGACCCGACCUGUAAAAGACUUCAAAAAACCCACAAAGGUGGAUCUGGAAGUGUUGCUCUACGCUAUUUUAGAUGUGAGAGAGAUUGACCAGACGUUUGUACCAUAUGUAUGGAUUCUUAUGAAGUGGCAGAACGAUUACAUUUCCUGGGAUCCCAGAAAUUUUUGUGGCAUCGAAAGUGUUACUGUUCCUACAGACAUCCUGUGGAAACCAGAUCUUACAAUUGAGGAAAUGACAGAAAAGGAUAAAGCCCCUCCAAGUCCUUACCUCACCAUCAGGAGCAAUGGUAGAGUCCAAAUUCAGAAUGAUCAGGUGAUGGUCAGCACAUGUAUGAUGCAGGUUUACAAGUUCCCGUUUGAUGUUCAGAACUGCAAUCUCUCAAUUAAAUCAGUAGUUCACUCCGUCAAGGAAAUACAGCUAUUACAUUCCUACAACUCCUCAGUGACGACUGAUUGGUCACGUCAGUUGAUGAGGACGCAGUAUGAGUGGUUGUUUAUUAACAUGACAGUUACCAACGAAACUGUUACACCAUUUGGAUACAAGCAAGAUACAGUCAUUUAUACUAUCUCUAUGAAAAGGAGGUCUAUACUCUACAUCGUCAACUUCCUUCUGCCGCUUCUCUUCUUCUUGUGCCUGGACUUGUUCUCGUUCCUAAUCUCAGACAGGGGUGGUGAGAAGCUCAGCUUUAAAGUCACUGUGCUGCUUGCUGUCACUGUGAUGCAGCUCAUUCUUAAUGACAUUCUGCCUUCGUCAUCAGACAGGAUCCCACUGAUUGCGGUCUACUGCAUUGGGAUUUUUGCUCUAAUGUUCUUGAGCCUCCUGGAAACAAUUUUGAUGAUGUAUCUAAUGGAGAUAGAUGCUGAAUCCCAGGACAGUCAGAUGGACAGAGGACAACAUUUGGGAGAGGACUGUGUAGAAAAUCGAGACACUAACUACCAAAGCUGCGAGGAAGAAGAGAAGAAAUGGAUUAGGUGCCCGUGUACCUGUGGUGUGUCAGCAGACAAGAUACAACCUGAAUCGGUGCAGGGCCGCAGGAGCCGACUGACGGGGGAGCUGCAGGAGUCUGAAAAGCUCUCGGAUGAACUAAAGGACUUGAGAAGGAUGCUGUCUUUGCUAGUGAACAACAUCAGGGAAGAAAGGAAGCCUGGUUUUUGGAGCAGAAAGAUUAAAGUCAUCAACAAAACAUACUUUAUACUCUACGUAAUAGCUUCCAGCUUGUUCUUGAGCUUUAUGUUUUCCACCUGGACUGCUGCAGAUGAAUAAGACUUCCCUGUUUUGGCAGCUAGCCCAUCUAGUAGGCAUACUUGAUAGGUCGCCUACCUACAGUAGUACCAUUUCGCUUCCUAAGGUAGUGAUGGUUCAGAGAAAUGUCACCUUCUGGUAUUGUGUUGCGUUUCAUCACACUCUCUACAAAGAAAUUGUAGACCACUUCAAGCCGAGGGUCACUAUUAAAGCACCCUGGCCUUACCUCAGCAGUACAAUGGUUGGAUGUCCCGAUUCGUGUACAUAAUGUACUGACCAAGUAUUGAGUGAAUAAAGAGUACAGUGCAUGGAUAUACUUUUGAUUCCUAAAUUUAGUUUGAGAUAAAAUAAUUUUAGGUUCUUACUGAAUGUAAACCAAAAAUCCUGAACAGAAAAAAUGUAUUAAAUCAUAUGUGUGAUGACUAUAUAUAAAACUGAGUUUCAGCUGAAAUAAAUGAACUA